AUGGCUUAUACAUUUAUCAUCGUCUGGCUUCUGUGGCCUUACUGUGCCUUCGCCAAUGUGGAGAAGGUCAUUUUCCUUGCUCCUGCGGCUGGCAAUCUACCCCAAGAUGCGAGUAUUGACAAUCUGUUGCUGACACGCCUGUCGGAACAAUAUCCAAGUGUUAGAACUCACAUCAAUGCGAGCUUCCCAAGCACAGACUUCCCAAAGGGAAUUGAGAGCUGGUUCUUACUCGAAGGUCUGCGCCCCGGAAGACGGUAUGAGCUUCGAAUAUGUUGGUUGGCAACUCAACCAACAUCCUUCUGGCUCUAUACGCAUUCUCUGGAUCAUACCUUUGCAACGCCCAACCUCCUGGCCUCACUGAGUGACUACGCUUAUGCACGGCAUGCACAGCUUGGCUCCGAAGAUAGUCGGAGCCUCCUGCAACGGAAAGCCGAGGCCAGUACAAGCGAUGUCGGGUCAACUUUCUUGUUCCUCCAGGUGCUCGCUGCUGCAGACUAUUUCAGCCUAAACCAGACACUCAUGGAGGUCGUGCCUCCCGUGGCCGUCGACAUAAUCUUGGACCCAUACGUCCUCAACUGGGCGCAUGGUUCCUUUCAACCUGGAUUCCAAAGCUCUUGGCCAGCCCUGUAA
Messenger RNA from Fonsecaea nubica, 630 nucleotides. RefSeq lists its product as hypothetical. The record is from RefSeq and is a predicted model, not a curated record. Gene Ontology annotation, biological process: GPI anchor biosynthetic process. Gene Ontology annotation, cellular component: mannosyltransferase complex; endoplasmic reticulum membrane. The transcript has 3 exons. Bases 1 to 630 code for a protein of 209 amino acids. Lineage: Eukaryota; Fungi; Ascomycota; Eurotiomycetes; Chaetothyriales; Herpotrichiellaceae. Gene Ontology annotation, molecular function: mannosyltransferase activity.